Pseudocercospora fijiensis CIRAD86 is the source of this 156-nucleotide messenger RNA. RefSeq lists its product as uncharacterized. The transcript is spliced from 2 exons. The coding region runs from base 1 to 156 and encodes 51 amino acids. The record is from RefSeq and is a predicted model, not a curated record. Lineage: Eukaryota; Fungi; Ascomycota; Dothideomycetes; Mycosphaerellales; Mycosphaerellaceae.
AUGUUUAAAACCGCCGUCUAUCACAACAUCUCACACAAUCUCCAUCUGCCUAUGACAUUUUGCUCUUCACGCUACCCUGAUACAAUAGACUAUUCUCUCAUUGACACCGAUCGGUUCCCAAUCACACCAAGAAUCACCCUUGAUAUCAAGAAAUAG